Messenger RNA from Arthroderma uncinatum, 1407 nucleotides. RefSeq lists its product as uncharacterized. The record is from RefSeq and is a predicted model, not a curated record. The coding region runs from base 1 to 1407 and encodes 468 amino acids. The transcript is spliced from 6 exons. Lineage: Eukaryota; Fungi; Ascomycota; Eurotiomycetes; Onygenales; Arthrodermataceae.
AUGUCUCUAGCCUUGGAGGGAGAUCUGACCAUCAAAGAAACGGACGAGAUAGGAACGACGAUCGCGACGUAUGUCUACCGCAGUUCCAAGGUCGAGAGGGGGGCAGAGAGUGUUGAAGUCAUUUCACCACCGCAGCCCUCGUCAACAUCGUAUAUAACCUCCCUUUUGAACGUAUUCCUUCCAGCCGGAUACCCACACAGCGUCACCGAAGAUUAUCUCGAGACUCACUCCAGGCAUUCUCAAGCUCAAUUGCAGGCCUCUUAUCCUCCAGAGCAGUCCUACAAGGUGCGCGUCGGUGUCGGAGAUGCCACCGCUUCCCCGACGGCUGCAUUGCUCCUUAACGUCCUCCAAGAAAGCAUGGGCAGGAUAGCAACCAUCCUAUUCGCUCAUCGUCUCGGAACGUCUCUCGAGCCAGAAUGUAAAAUGUACAGACUGGCUGCAGACAUACUCAACGAUUCAGCCAUGGUCUUGGACUGCUUAUCGCCUGCCUUCCCUAAGCCUGUGAGGGUAGGGUUUCUUAGUCUUUCCAGCGUGUUGAGAGCAUUAUGUGGUGUUGCGGCUGGCAGCUCAAAGGCUAGUUUAAGUGCUCAUUUUGCUCGAUGGGGGAAUCUGGGGGAGCUGAAUGCGAAAGACUCGAGUCAGGAAACGAUUAUAUCUCUUAUUGGGAUGCUGGUAGGCAGCGUAGUGGUAUCCUACGUCUCAUCUCCGUUGGCAACAUGGAUUGCACUGCUGUUCCUCCUCGCCAUACAUCUGGCAACAAACCACGCAGCGGUCAGGGCAGUCAACAUGACGACUCUAAACCGACAGCGUGCAAAUAUCGUAUUCUCAGCACUGUUCGACGAUGACCAGGUCCUCACGCCAGCGCAGGCGUCGAAAGAAGAACGGAUAUUCGAAAGUGACGGCGUACUCCGAUGGAGAGCCGAAUCUAAUGCAGUAUUUGGGAAGUGUCGGAUUGGAGUCUCCCUAGACCAACUAUUGUCUCUUCUCCAGUCAGACGAUGACCGUAGGGGUGAACGAGGAACUGCAUCCAAUAUUGACACCAACAUCAGCCUGCCUGCUCUGAUUGGCCUAUUCAAAGACGAGGAAUAUAUCCUCUACUUUAGCCCCCUGGAUCGGACGGGCACCAUUGUUUUGAAGGCCGGAGUCGGCGCACAAUCGCAGCUCAAGGCCUGGAGCCACGCAUUGCUCGUUUCUCGAUAUCUCGCGAGAACGAGUGCUUCGACAAGGGUAGACGAGAAACGUGGCGCGCAGGACGAGGCUUUCUUGUUCUCUAUCUUGAAAUGCACGCUGCAAGAACACUCGCAGGCAUUUGACGACAAGAUCCGGCGUCUAAGACAAGCUGGCUGGGAGACGGACACCGCAUCCUUGGAAACCAGGCCUGGAAGGAGGGUCUAUGUAUGUAUUUGA